AUGUCGUACCGUCGCACUUCACGGACACAGGUGUCCACUCGCACCCAGACAUCAACGCUGUCGUCGGUGUCUGGCACGGGGAUUGUAACUCCCACUUUUAAUAUUCUCCCGCCUGUUCAGUAUAAUCGCAAAGAUAAUAAUGUUCCGCGUUUACAACCGGUUGGCCACCACAAUCACCAUUCCAGAUCGUCUUGGUUGGCUCAUGAUCUCCAUAGAUCGUACCAUUCAACAACUCAGAUGAUCAAGAACCAGGCUUACCGUCCUCUGGUGAAGAUUAAUCCUGGUCUGGAUUUGGUUCUUAUUACUGGCGGCGCCAGUGGUCUGGGGUACCAAAUGGCUCUAUUGUUUCAUCAAAAAGGGUUCGAGGUCAUUGUUCUGGAUAUUCAUGUUCCUGAAAGACACUCGCGAAUUCCUAAAGUUACGUACUACCAGUGCGAUGUCAGCAAUAUCGAGGAGAUCUCGGCCAUUGCAAAGACCAUUCGCGACACCCAUGGCACCGUCACUGUGUUAGUCAAUAAUGCCGGUGUCAUGAAAGGAGCCAAAAAAACCGUCGACCUCGGAUACACCGAGAUGCGAACCACUCUGGAUAUCAACCUGUUAGCCAGUUUCCUAACUGUACGCACUUUUGUGCCGGAUAUGGUGUCUCGUCACCGCGGGUAUGUCGUUACCAUUGGUUCUGUCCUUGGAUAUGUAUCACCCGCAAAACUCAGUUUAUACGGAGCCAGUAAAGCCGGUCUAAUUGCACUUCACGAGUCACUGACCCACGAGCUUGGUCCUCCCAAUUUCCCCGAAACUGGUGUCCGUACACUUCUUGUCAGUCCUGGUCAACUGAAAACAUCGCUUUUCAUGGACGUCCGGUCACCCUACGUCUUCAUUGCCCCUGUUCUCGAACCGUCACGAGCCGCUCGAGCCGUGGUCGAAGCUCUCGAAAAAGGAUCCCGUGGCGAGCUCAAACUGCCCCUCUACGUCAAUGGCACCACCUUCCUCCGCACCCUCCCACACCAGCUCGCUACCGCGACCCGUGCUCUCACCGGAAUCGACUCCUCCAUCUGA
This is a messenger RNA of Sugiyamaella lignohabitans, 1053 nucleotides long. RefSeq names its product short-chain dehydrogenase/reductase. The coding region runs from base 1 to 1053 and encodes 350 amino acids. NCBI's taxonomy places the organism in Eukaryota, Fungi, Ascomycota, Dipodascomycetes, Dipodascales, Trichomonascaceae. Gene Ontology annotation, molecular function: oxidoreductase activity, acting on the CH-OH group of donors, NAD or NADP as acceptor. The record is from RefSeq and is a predicted model, not a curated record. The transcript has a single exon.